Molecule: messenger RNA, 3360 nt
Organism: Leishmania braziliensis MHOM/BR/75/M2904
Lineage: Eukaryota; Euglenozoa; Kinetoplastea; Trypanosomatida; Trypanosomatidae
Exons: 1
Coding region: 1-3360 (1119 amino acids)
Source: RefSeq, a predicted model, not a curated record
AUGUUCGGUGGGCCUGGCCGUCCACGAGUAGCGCCCGGGCCGCCCAGUGACGAUCCACGACUCGGAGGGAAGGCAUCUGAGUCGGUCGCAGGCGACUUCAGCACCUGCCCAACAUUUCGACGUCCAGCGAGCAGCAUAGCGAAUCAAAUUGGAGGCUCGGCCCCUUCGUCAGCAGGUGACCCGCAGACAUCACCGUCACCGUGUGGCAUCCCGCGGAAUCGCCUCUAUGGUACUGGCACGCACAGCAACCCACUCGAGCAUCAGUACCACGCCGAUGAAGUACCACCAUCUUCCUCGGUAGUCGCAACAACGCUGUCCAUGGCUACUCCACAUCGCUAUCAACAACUCGCAGCGCAGCACCUCUACGGCGCAGCGAACAGCAGCACAGCGGGGGUGCCGGCACCAUGCCCUAGCGCACCAGCUGCCGACUCCUGUAGCGCUGCUGCUGGGACUGUGCCCUCCUCCAUACUGCGCUACACGGACCCACGGGUCCGUCCUCUUCCCAGUGCGCAAGGAAGCAGCUGCUUACUGAGCGGAGCGAAGCAAGACAGUGGCGGUGGCGGCCCGGCACCAGACAACCGGAUUGUAAGCUCUAGCGGACCGAACAGCGGUGUCAAGGAGGGGUGCAGUGAAGCGAAUGAGCUGAGCACACAAGAAAAACUGGCGGUGAUAGAUGGAACAGCAUUGUCUUCAUCUUCAGCUCAUGAGCGUGGUGAUCAGCCAACGAGUGCGAUGAGGCGAGCCGCAUCCGCGCACGAAGCCUGCCAGCUCUCACCAAAGCUGUCGAGGUCGUCAACAGCAGCGCCACUGUCAAGCGUAGCUGUGGCCGCCACGGCAGACGAUCGAGCACGGAGUCGUGGCAGUGCCACUCGACGUGAGCAACAGCAACGGCUGCAGCGACAACGGACUCCGUGGUUUCCCUCCCGCACUGCCACUCCAGCGAGGUCCACUUCUAGCAAGCACCUGCCGCCGCCGCGCACGGCGCAGUGGGCGGUGAAGCUGAUCGAGGACUUUGUGGCACAGGUGGCGGUGCAGCAGGAGUCAGCAGCAAUGGCGCCGACCAUUGUGCCGCUGUACGGUGCCACGAGUGCUUUGGGCAGGAAAGAGACCGCCAGUGGCCGCGACACUACGACCACAACCACUGUGGCCGACCUCACCGCGACUUUCCUGUCCUCGCGUUACGGGAUGCUGCAGUGGCGCCGCAUACUGCACGAGUUUGCGGCCUGCCUGCACCGCUAUCGACGACUGAGUCCCACGUGCGCGGUGUUCCGCGAGUACUUCAUCCAUGUCGACACGGAAAAUCUCGGUGACUUUUACUUAUUCUGUCGUCUCUACGCGGCUAGCGACAUUCAGCACUGCUCGAGAGUAGAGACGCAGCGUGUGGCGUUUGUGACAGAGACCGCUGACAACGCUCAUACCAUCGUGUCCCGCCGCUACGUUGACGAGCGGGAGGUGCCUGAUCGACUGCAACGCAUGCUGCAGUAUGUGGUGCUGAUGGACUGCUCGCCGCGCCUCGUCGUCGGAGUGGACAGUGGGGCCGUCAGCCGCACUGCAUCAGGUAGUGUGUCGACGUCUCGUCGGCCCAGCGGGUGUGUGCAAUAUCGCUAUGCUCGUGAUCCGUCCGCCUGCGUAAAAGAGGUGCCGCAGCGGCGCCACCUCACUGACGACGAGGUUCGCAGGGUCAAGAGGGCGGUGCUUGAUUGGAUGGAGGAGGCGAUUUGCAAGUGCACUCGUGAGCGUAGCUACGGUGCUGUGGAGUCACACGAAGACGACGGUGCGGAGGAGGAUGCGAGGUGUGAGACUGCAGGGGGAGACCUGCUGCGCAUCUCGUUUGACCGUGAGGGCUGGGUAGAUGCGUAUGCGCUGUUGCAGACCACCCUGGAGGUAGUAAAGCUGGCGUGCCGCGCCCGCCACCCUUCGCCUCAAAGACGCGACGAGGAUGCGAGUCAGGCUGGCGAUGGCGCCUGUGGCUUCGAGAGGAACGAAGAUGCGUCUGACCGCUCACAGCGGCUGCUGCAGCAGUGGCGCUUAGCGGGCAGUAGUGCCCGACGUCCACCACUGCAGCGGGAGUUGGUACCGCCACCACCGCAUACGCACUCCUAUCCGCUGGAGGAAGUCACCCCGCCUCGUUCGCGGCCUCAGCACCGCAGUCCAGUGCAGUGUUCCAUACGGCCCACAGGCGAAGACGAGGACGGUGCUGAGGCUCCGUACGUGACACAGAAGCGGCAAGCGCCCUCCUACAUGCAGCCUCGCACGUCAGUCUUCACCGGCACCUCAGCUACACGUGGGUCGGCGGACGGUUGCCUGUGGUCUCCGUCUCGCGAAUGGGUCACAUCACGGCGCCAUCGCGCAUCCACCGGACAACGAACAUCCUCACGCUCACCACGGCGGCGGGUGGCGGCCGCAGAGGAGCGCCGACAAAACCCGCCCGCGAGUCAGAUGCAGGAGCAGGGGCAGAGCAACAGGGAAAGGAAGGCGGACGAGAGCCGGCUUCGCUCGUCGUACGACGAGUCGUUCUUCGCGGCGCACGAGGGGCCCUACCAUCAUCACCCAUACGUGGCACAGCUGCACGGCAAUCAGCUCUGGGCUGAGGCACAAAAAGAGGCCGCAGCAGCGUCGAAACAGCGAGGUAGUUGCUGGGGCGACUACUACCCACGCAUAUACUCGCGUGUGCACGGUACACCAUCACCUCGAAAACCCGCCCAUGAGCCAUGCGCAGCGCAGAACACUUUUGCAUUCUCAACGUCUUCAGUGGAUGCCACCAUUGACUCCAUUGAUGCCGAGCUGCACCGACCCCAGGCACGCGUUCGUGACGACGGCUUGAGUGAUCCACUUCAGAUGACGGCCCACUCGGUAGAUCGCUCACCACGUGCGUUCCCCGCACCAGAGAUGCUCUUUUUCACAAACCGGCAAGAGACGCGCUGCACUGCUCGCUCUACCGACGGGCUCCCGCUGCCCCCGUCGUUCUCCCUAAUUGCCCCGCCAGUUUCUACGGUGGCCUACCCUGGUCGCGUUCAUCCUAUCGCGGUGAGGUCGCUAGGCUCUACAGCCCCCGCGGCACGAGCAACCCGUGUUGUGGACAGCACACCAGCCGGCUCAACGCUCCCCAUUCUCUCACCGUGCGCCAUGUCAUGUACGACAGCUGCAAAGGAGCCUGUCGCCUCUGCCGCACCUCACUCCAGCCAUGAGGCGGCGGCAGCCGUGACGAGUAACACGGUCUUGUUAACCGAUGAAGAGCAAGCGAUGCUAGAUGAGCUGGAGAUUGCCCUUCAUCGACUCGACACGCGGCGUCGACGUGAUUCCGCCACCAUCACUGCUGCUGCUGGUGAUGCGCCUGCUGCGGCCAAGGCGUAUGCAUAG